Brassica napus (rape) is the source of this 1291-nucleotide messenger RNA. RefSeq names its product transcription factor MYB59-like. Gene Ontology annotation, cellular component: nucleus. NCBI's taxonomy places the organism in Eukaryota, Viridiplantae, Streptophyta, Magnoliopsida, Brassicales, Brassicaceae. The transcript is spliced from 2 exons. Gene Ontology annotation, biological process: regulation of DNA-templated transcription. The coding region runs from base 299 to 1027 and encodes 242 amino acids. The record is from RefSeq and is a predicted model, not a curated record. Gene Ontology annotation, molecular function: sequence-specific DNA binding; DNA-binding transcription factor activity.
CACCAUAUGGACGGUAAAGAUUAUAAAAACAAAUCAUUGGAGAGUUUUAAUAAUGUGAGUGUUAUACCGCGUAGACACAACAACAGUGUUCAAGUUGGCUUAUAUAAAUAUUGGUCUAGAGUAUGCCAUAUAGAUUCCCAUAAAACAAGACUGAGAAGUAACUUUUCUAUACACAGAGAGAGAAGAAAGAUAGAGAACGAGAGAUGAAGAAUGUUCAAGCUGAAUACCGUAAAGGACCGUGGACAGAACAAGAGGACAUCCUCUUGGUCAACUUUGUCCACAUGUUCGGAGAUCGAAGAUGGGAUUUUGUAGCGAAAGUUUCAGGUUUGAAGGUGGAGGGAGAAACAUAGGAAUAGGUAUAGGGCUUGUGUUUGGAAAAAUGGUUGGUCUUUGCAAAGGACCUUCCAUUAAAAGAUAUGACCUGGUUUUGGUUGUAGGUUUAAAUAGAACAGGAAAGAGUUGCAGGUUAAGGUGGGUUAAUUACCUACAUCCUGGUCUUAAACGUGGUAAGAUGACUCCUGAAGAAGAGCGUCUUGUCCUUGAGCUUCACGCCAAAUGGGGAAACAGGUGGUCGAAAAUAGCCCGGAAAUUACCGGGUCGUACCGAUAAUGAGAUAAAGAAUUAUUGGAGGACUCAUAUGAGGAAGAUAGCACAAGAGAAGAAGAGACCUAUGUCGCCAACUUCAUCAUCUUCAAACUUCUGCUCAUCAUCUAUGACCACCGCAACUACUCAAGACACUGGAGGAUCCAAAGGGAAAAUGAAUCACGACGGAUACUACUCUAUGGAUGACAUAUGGAGAGAGAUUGAUCAGUCUGGAGAAAGCAUUACCAAACCGGUGAAAGACAUCUACUACUCAGAGCAAAGCUGCUACUUGAACUUCCCUCCUCUGGCUUCUCCAGCAUGGGAAAGCUCCUUGGAGUCUAUAUGGAAUAUGGAUGCAGAUGAAAGUAAGAUAUCUUCUUUUGCCAUUGAUCAGUUUCCUCUCACUUUUGAACAUGGUAGAUCUUCGUGGUCGUCUUUAGUCUAGGAUUUGUAACACUUUAAUGUUUAUAUGUGCAGCCUAUAUAUAUUAUCAAACGACUGUUGUAAUUUUCCAUGACUUACAUAAGCAAACACCACCCACUGUACUAAUAUCAUGUGUAGUCAUCAUCAUCAUCAUCCUAUGUCGUUUCCUUCAUAUAUGUUAGUUUGUAGAGUGCGUGAAAAAAAUCAUAUACAUCUCUUAUUCUUACAGAGAUGCCUUUGUAUUGGAUACUAAUGUAUAAUACAAGUCAGGACUCUAUUUCCAAAA